Messenger RNA from Chanos chanos (milkfish), 2364 nucleotides. RefSeq names its product protein arginine methyltransferase 1 (gene prmt1). Lineage: Eukaryota; Metazoa; Chordata; Actinopteri; Gonorynchiformes; Chanidae. Gene Ontology annotation, molecular function: protein-arginine omega-N asymmetric methyltransferase activity; histone methyltransferase activity; protein-arginine omega-N monomethyltransferase activity. Gene Ontology annotation, biological process: peptidyl-arginine methylation, to asymmetrical-dimethyl arginine; chromatin remodeling. Gene Ontology annotation, cellular component: nucleus. The record is from RefSeq and is a predicted model, not a curated record. The transcript is spliced from 10 exons. The coding region runs from base 20 to 1066 and encodes 348 amino acids.
AAUUAGGAUUUUCGUUGAAAUGGCGGAGACGACCGAUAGGAUGGAGGUUUCCCAGGGAGAAAGCUCAGCUAAGCCUGCUGCAGAGGACAUGACCUCCAAGGACUAUUACUUUGACUCCUAUGCUCAUUUUGGCAUCCAUGAGGAGAUGCUGAAAGAUGAGGUCCGCACGCUGACUUACAGGAACUCCAUGUUCCACAACAAACAUUUGUUCAAAGACAAGGUUGUGUUGGAUGUGGGCAGUGGCACCGGCAUCCUCAGCAUGUUUGCCGCCAAGGCCGGGGCCAAGAAGGUCAUCGGGAUUGAGUGUAGCAGCAUAUCCGACUACGCUGUGAAGAUUGUGAAGGCCAACAAGCUGGAUCACAUUGUUACCAUUAUCAAGGGUAAGGUGGAAGAGGUGGAGCUUCCUGUGGAUGGUGUGGACAUCAUCAUCUCAGAGUGGAUGGGCUACUGUCUCUUUUAUGAGUCAAUGCUCAACACGGUCAUCUAUGCCAGGGACAAGUGGCUGAAACCAGAUGGCUUGAUAUUCCCAGACAGAGCUACUCUCUAUGUCACAGCCAUCGAGGACAGGCAGUACAAGGACUAUAAAAUUCACUGGUGGGAGAACGUGUAUGGAUUCGACAUGUCCUGCAUUAAGGAGGUGGCCAUCAAGGAGCCUUUGGUGGAUGUGGUUGAUCCCAAACAGCUGGUCAGCACUGCCUGUUUAAUUAAGGAGGUGGACAUCUACACUGUGAAGAUCGAGGACCUGUCCUUCACGUCCCCCUUCUGCCUGCAGGUGAAGAGGAACGACUACAUCCACGCCCUCGUCACCUACUUCAACAUCGAGUUCACCCGCUGCCACAAGAGAACAGGCUUCUCCACCAGUCCUGAGUCUCCUUACACUCAUUGGAAGCAGACAGUAUUUUACCUGGAUGAUUACCUGACGGUGAAGACCGGGGAAGAGAUCUUUGGCACCAUCAGUAUGAAACCCAAUGUGAAGAACAACAGAGACCUGGACUUCACCGUAGAUAUCGACUUCAAGGGUCAGCUGUGCGAGAUGUCCAAGUCUUCAGAGUACAGGAUGCGCUAAAGCCCUCAAGUGUUUCUUUGUUUUUUUUUUUUUGUGUGUGUGUUGUCAAGGGUAACUGGAGAGAGAUCAGUGUCUGUGUGUGUGUGUGUCUGUGACCUCAUUCUGUACUGUGACGAGAACUCAUAACCAUAACUUUUAGAGAACUAUGUGUUCAUUUUUUUUUUGGUGAAAUUCGCUGUUGUCAAUGAGGGAGCAUUGGAAAGUUUUUGCGAAUCGUUUUUUUUUUUUUAUUCGGACGUUUUGGGUUUGUGCGCAAAAGAAUACGCGAGAGGGGACUUGACGUGAGGGAUUUUAUUGUGCAAUAGUUUCUCAGAAUGCAUCUGUUUUACCCAUUUAAGCUGUUCCCCCAACUCCAUAACCUGAGAGAGCACCUGAUGAUAAAGUUAAGAGGACACGCAUGUCUAAAGAUAUACACACACAUACUCAUUCACAUGCGCGCACACACACGCUGAUUGAUCUCUGUAAAUAGUGUUUAUUUUCAGUCACUUUGACCUCAUUGCACAUCUGUCAGGCAAUGCGUUCUCCUUGUCCCUCCAUUUUUAAAACCAAUUUUUUUUUUGUUUGUUUAUUAAAACCCACUGUGAUGGGUCUUACUGCCUCUUGUUAGCCAAUCAGCAUGCCUGUUUCAGCCAUGUGGUGGUAAACAUGUUAGUCAUUGGUAUGUUCUCGAAAUUCCUUUUGAUAAAUUGUCCUCUGCCUGAAAAACUGGCUGAGUUGUUUUUUUUUUUUCUUACUUUUUUCCAUACAUGUUCUCUAGCUGGUUGCACCCCAUUUUGUUGUUGUUUGCCCUUCUGAUGUGGUGUCAGAGCAGUGUGAGUUUACUACCAGCAGAGGGCGCCAGCCUGACUCAGCGUGGUCAUAUUGCUCCAUUACAUGAAGAUUCUUAGCAAUGUUCCUGGGCCUGCCGCUCCUACAUGUGGUGAUUUGGGGGUGGGUGAGAAGAGAUGACUGGAGAAGGCCUAUGAGGAGUUGAUGUCAACCUGUAUUUUUGCUGCAAGUCAUGAAGGGCAUGGGUACAAUAGAAUGUAAGUCUGGAUAUUUACAGUUGAUACUGUAUGUAACCAGUACUCUCCGUUCAAUUAUAACCUUGUUUGGUCUGACUGUCUGCAGUCCAAGACUUCUGCUGUAAGCACUUAGACUCGAUAAUGCACCUUAAAAGGUUUAAGUGUUAACUUGUAUGACAGAGUCCCAGCCCUGAAGGUAAAGUUUGGCUGACCUGUGUCUGCGUCGUCACCAGUUUGGAGUAUUACCAUGUAUGAGCGUGUCCAGUAGAAAGUGUAUUCAUUUUCAUUCUUGAA